UGUUUUACUUUGAAAUAAAGCACCGGAAGUCACUGCGUUUACCGUUCAUACUGCACACGUUCUGUAUGGAAAGCGCAAACUAGACGAGGUGGAUUUGUUUACAAUCUUUCCGGGCGUGUUUAUUUAAUAAUACAGUUUUUGAUACAGACGUUUCAGUUCUGAGCGUGCUACGCUGCGCCUGGCGUAAUUUUUGAACUCGUUAUACGCAGUUUUAGCCAUUAUGCGGUCGCGAUGGACGAACCGGCGGGUCACGUUUGCUUUCGCACAAAUCGAUGCGUCUCAGCGUGGAGGGCGAACGAUUUGAUUGCGAAUUCUCCAUCUUCCGUGCUGCCGAGAGACGCCUACUAACCUCUAGAGCCUAACAGCGUGCCUCCACCGGUCCGACUAUGGAGACCGCUCAGGUGACUUUGGGCGUAAGAGCAGAGACAUCUCCAGGUGAGGUGAUUGCCGUUGUUGGCAGCUGUGAAGCUCUGGGGAGCUGGAAUCAUCAAAACGCUGUGAUCCUUCACUUGAAUGAGAAUGACGGUAAUACAUGGACUGCAACAGUUGCUGUGCCUAAAUGUGUUGUUUCCAACUACCGCUAUUUUAAAGGCUUCUUUCUGGAGUCAAAGAAUGCAGGUGGUCCCUGUCAGGUGAUAAUCAAUAUGUGGGAGACCCAUCAUCAGCCCCGCACGAUGAUCCCCACAGCAUCACACCUGAAUAUUGAUGAUGGGCAGUUUGGAACUCACAAUGGGGUGCAUUGUGUUGACUCUGGGUGGCUGACUUGUCAGACAGAUAUCCGCUUACGUCUGCACUAUUCCAAGAUAUCUCCAGUUUCCAUCACGAAGAAGAAAUUCAAGAAUUCUCGCUUCAGGAUCAAGCUGAUAUUGGAGGGCGUUGAGGAAGAGGAGGAUGAGGAAGAUGAUUUGCACAGUCCUUCAUCUUUGCAAAAGAUGACCACCACUCUGGGCAUUAGUAUGAUCAGUGCUAACGGCUUCAAGUCCCGGCACUCGCAGCCUGAGUGUGGUUACGCCCUGGAGCCCUCCCGGUGGACCGAGUACAGCAUCCACACCAUGGACCCAGACAACCUGGAGCUCACCUUCGAGUUCUUUGAGGAGGAUCUGAGUGAGCAUGUAGUCCAGGGUGACACACAUCCAGGGCACGUGGGCACCGCGUGUCUCCUUUCUUCUUCUUUUGUGGAAAGUGGAAAGGAUAACGGAAUAGUCACACUUCCCAUAAUGGGUCGAAACUCCCGACAGACCAUAGGAAAAGUCAGAGUGGAUUUCCUGGUGAUUCGACCCAUCCAGGGGCUCCUGUGUGACAUGAGCUCCUCAUUCACAAAGUACUGGAAGAAGAGAAGUACUCUGAAUGUGGGUCACAGAGGAGCUGGGAGCACGCACACUGCAAAGCACCACAGAAUCAGGGAGAACACAAUAGCCUCAUUCAAAAGCGCUGCCAAGCAUGGUGCUGCCUAUGUGGAAUUUGAUGUUCACCUCUCCAAGGACGCUGUUCCUAUCGUAUACCAUGAUCUGACAUGCUGCAUAUCCACCAAGAAGAAGAAAGACCAUAAACUGGAGCUGAUUGAGGUGCCAGUCAAAGAUUUGACGUUUGAUCAGCUGCAGCUUCUGAAGCUGGCACAUGUUACUGCAAUGAAGGCGAAUGAUCACAAAGAUCUGCUGGAUGAUGAAGAUGAAGUCGAUGAGCACCAGCCAUUCCCCUCGCUGUCCCAGAUCUUCCAGGCUAUUCCUGAGCAUGUGGGCUUCAACAUUGAGCUGAAGUGGAUCUCUCAGAUGAAGGAUGGAUCAUGGGAUGGCAACCUAUCAACCUAUUUCAACAUGAAUCUCUACCUCGACAUCAUCCUGUCCUGUGUUCUGCAGAAGGGCGGCAAAAGACGCAUAGUCUUCUCCUCUUUUGACCCAGACAUCUGUACCAUGGUGCGUCAUAAGCAGAACAAGUACCCCAUCCUCUUUCUGACUCAGGGAGUUUCAGAGAAGUAUCCUGAACUGAUGGACAUCCGCUGCCAGACCACUCAGAUUGCAAUAAGUUUUGCACAAAAAGAGAACAUUCUGGGAAUCAGUGCUCACACUGAGGAUUUGCUGAAGAACCUCAGCUACAUUGGUGCCGCCCAGUGUAAAGGCUUGGUGGUGUUCAGCUGGGGAGAUGACAACAAUGAACAUGAUACCAGAAGGAAGCUGAGAGAGCAGGGCAUCGAUGGGCUCAUCUAUGACAGUAUAUGUGAGGAACAAGGAGAACAGCCAAACAUUUUCCAAGUAGAGGAGCAACACUCUCUGCAGGAGGUCAUCACGGAGGAGACCUUAAAGAGCUCCGCCUGUUCCUGUUAUUCCAUUCCCUGCUCCAUGGUUCCCUGCGUUGCCUCAAAGGCUCGUGCUGCCAGCGCUGAGUCCGAUUCUGGCCUCAGUUCCUCAUGAACCUACUCAACUGCGUCAUUGAAUCCACACACAGUAAACAGGACCAAGGAGGGUGUGGAUAAACAACACUGGUAUUUGGUCAUGGUGUGUAUAUAGAGCAGAAUAUGGGUAACUUUUAAUUCCACCUUCAUAUAUGGCCAAGCCAUCUCCACACUGCUUAGUUACAGUUGUUGUCUUCUGUCCAAUGUAUACACAUAUUUUGUUAUUCAUGCUUUGUUAGUUUAGUGGUUGGAGAACUUUAAGGAUGUCGUUCACUUCCAGUUCAAGGAUCCCAAGUCUUACAAAUACUUGAUACAUAUUUAUUACGACAAUAUUUUCAAUCAAUUCAUAGUUCAUCUGCUGACACUUGCAUAUUAUAUUCUAGAACAUGAAACUUUAAAUUAUACUUUGUAUGUAAAUAUUUAUGCACAGAUUCAGUUUCUGUGCAUGCUGCCACUCAACUCAUUGCUAUUUUAGGUGUGAGGAAUUCGGUGUGUAUUUAGAGCAUUCACUGCUUUGCAUAUGGUUGUAAAGAGCAACUAGAGCUUUAGAGGUCGCCAUUAAUGUACGCUGGUGCACAGACUGCAGCACUUUGAAGAAGCCUAGGGGAUGGGUUUGUUUCAUCUCUUCAAGCUUUUUUUAUGCUUGUAAUGAUUAUUCGCCAAUAUUGUAAAUUACACACUGCGUAUUAAGAUGAUGUACUGUACUUUUUAGUUUUGUGUAAAUUGAGGAAAAGUGGAAGAAUGUGUUAUUUACAGAGGUGCACUCAUACCACAGCCUUACAAAGGGUGGGGGCAGCGUCAUGUCUUCUGUUUUUUUAUGUCUCACAAUCUGUUAAAAUACGCAGAAAAGGUGACAUUUAUACCAAAUGAACAAACAAUAUAAUUCCUUCUUAUACAUUCACCUAACAAUACUUUUAUGUUUUGUUAAUUACACUUGAAUUUACAGUCUCAUAACUACAGUACAAACUAUAAUGAUGGAGUUGUGCAUCAUCUGUGUAUCUGUAUUGAGUAAGUGAAAGGAUAACUGACUUUAGUGUCAAUUAUAAGUGUAAAUAAACGGAAAAUGAAUAUCAA
Messenger RNA from Betta splendens (Siamese fighting fish), 3463 nucleotides. RefSeq names its product glycerophosphocholine phosphodiesterase 1 (gene gpcpd1). The coding region runs from base 387 to 2408 and encodes 673 amino acids. The transcript is spliced from 20 exons. The record is from RefSeq and is a predicted model, not a curated record. Gene Ontology annotation, biological process: glycerophospholipid catabolic process. Gene Ontology annotation, molecular function: glycerophosphocholine phosphodiesterase activity; starch binding. NCBI's taxonomy places the organism in Eukaryota, Metazoa, Chordata, Actinopteri, Anabantiformes, Osphronemidae.